Molecule: messenger RNA, 372 nt
Organism: Aspergillus terreus NIH2624
Lineage: Eukaryota; Fungi; Ascomycota; Eurotiomycetes; Eurotiales; Aspergillaceae
Exons: 2
Coding region: 1-372 (123 amino acids)
Source: RefSeq, a predicted model, not a curated record
AUGGCUCAUCAACCGAAUGCCGACCUGUAUAUGACCUCAUCACUGUUCGCCAUCUUGGAGUCAUCUUCCGACGGCCGAGCGAGCCUACGUGGCGGUGGACCCAUUGCCGGCGAACCUUGGGCGCAGUCAGGCCAAUUCUUGCAACUUGAUCGAACCGUUGUCCGUCAGAUCGUGACUCCAAAGCGAAGUGGAGGAGCGUUGUCGAUCGCGGUCAUCCUGCCCGGAUGGGGUGAUGAGCCGAGGAACGGCCGUUCCAUGGAACCGCCGUCUCAAAAAAGGGGAUCCAGCAAAGCACGAACCGGGGACUCGCUGGGGACUUAUCAGGAACUCAUCAUUCGAGAAGUAGAAGAGUUGGUACUCCGUACGGAGUAG